Erigeron canadensis is the source of this 1213-nucleotide messenger RNA. Its product is annotated as protein STRICTOSIDINE SYNTHASE-LIKE 4-like. Bases 75 to 1157 code for a protein of 360 amino acids. The transcript has 6 exons. Lineage: Eukaryota; Viridiplantae; Streptophyta; Magnoliopsida; Asterales; Asteraceae. Gene Ontology annotation, biological process: biosynthetic process. The record is from RefSeq and is a predicted model, not a curated record. Gene Ontology annotation, molecular function: strictosidine synthase activity.
UUUAUCUUAUCAGUUCACUUAUCACAAUCAGAAAGGAAAAAAAAAAGAAAAAACAAUACCACAGUUAAUUAGUAAUGGAGUGUGGUCUUCUAACAGCAAGCUUUAUUUUUGUUUUUGCACUUGCAAUUACACUUCAAGUAUACUACUACUCUCCAAUAUCUCCGGACAUACUUGAAUUACCUAGUGCAGAUCCUUCAUCGCCCUUUUUCACCCCGAAUUACCACUUACAGAAAGCGAUUAAGCUCGGGGAAGGGAUGCUGGAUAGACCCGAAGACGUAUGUGUGGACCAAAAGGGGAUGUUGUACACUGCUACCAGAGAUGGAUGGAUCAAAAGAAUGCAUACAAAUGGGACAUGGGAGAAUUGGAAGAGGAUACAUAACAAAUAUACUUUACUUGGUUUGAAAUUCACAAAGGCUGGUGAUUUGAUAGUGUGCGAUACAGAAGAAGGGUUGAUUAAAGUUAGUGAAGAUGGUGAAAUGACAGCUUUGGCAACUCAUUUAAAUGGUGAGAAGAUAAGGUUUGCAGAUGAUGUUGUUGAAGCAGGUGAUGGGAGCUUAUACUUUAGUAUUCCCAGCACCAAGUAUUUGUUGCAUAACUGGUAUCUGGAUAUGCUUGAGGCAAAACCCCAUGGCCAGCUUCUUAAGUAUGACCCAUCCACUAAGAAAACAUCACUGGUGCUUGAUGGGCUUCGGUUCCCCAACGGAGUGACCAUUUCUCCAGGCGAAGAGUUUUUGGUGGUUUGUGAAACAUGGAAAUCUAGGUGCUUUAAGUACUGGCUUAAGGGUGAAAUGAGAGGAACUGUAGACACCUUCAUCGACAAUCUUCCUGGAUUUCCAGAUAACAUUAAACUUGCUCCUGAUGGGUCUUACUGGAUAGCCAUCCUUCAGUUCACUUCGAGCAGGAUGAACUUUGUGCAUUCUUCUAAAGCAAUUAAACACCUCUUAGCAAUGUAUCCGAAGCUGUUUAAUCAAAUUAAAGCAUAUGACAGAAGUGCAAUGGUGUUGAAAGUGGGAAGUGAUGGAAGGAUUAUUAAGAGGUUGGACGACCCUAACGGAAAGGUGGCUUCCUUUGUCACAUCAGUCCUGGAGUUUGAGGGAAAUAUAUAUUUUGGAAGUCUGAAAAACAAUUAUGUAGGAAAGCUCCCAGUAGAAUUGUAGUUUAAAUGCCUGAUUUUAUAAAACGGUUUCAAUCAUAAGGCUCUCAUUUCCAAUAA